Messenger RNA from Serendipita indica DSM 11827, 1497 nucleotides. The record is from the annotation of a GenBank genome assembly. Lineage: Eukaryota; Fungi; Basidiomycota; Agaricomycetes; Sebacinales; Serendipitaceae.
AUGGUCCUUCGGCGAGGGCAUUUAACCGAACUGCUUGUCAAAGCUUUGCUCUACAUAGAAGUGGAAACCCAUUGGCAAAAGCCACCAGGAUUCUGCAACGAACCAUUUACUCUACUUGGAGCACAUAAUUGCAAGUACAGUGCAGAAAAGGACACAAGCGCUCUGGCGUAUGCGAUUCCGGGCAUGGGCGACGACGCGCAAAAGCGGAAUGGAAAGAAUAAUGACGACGAUAUGGAAAUGACCGAUAGUGCAAUAAACUCUGAGCCACCGCCGGCUCCAGAGCUUCCGAUUUCCCGUCAAACGUUAUUAUAUGGACACACCCAAGAAGUCUUCUGUGUCUCUUGGGCUCCUGAAUACGCAGAUCACGUCCUAUUGGCAUCAGGAUCAAAAGAUAGCACGGCCAAAAUUUGGAAGUUCACCGGCAUCCACCAUGGAAACCUGGCCACACAACUGCUAGACUCCAUAGAACACUGUAAUGAAGAGGGCUACUCAGGGGAAGAUGCGGACGUCACCUGUGUGGAUUGGUCCUCGGACCACCUUUGGUUGGCCACAGCAAGUUCAGAUCACUUCGUACGAAUGUGGAGCGUGGGAGAAGGCAAACUCAAAGCGACUCUCAAAGGACACACGGAUUCUAUAGCUGCUGUCAGAUUUUCGCCUGACAGUCAUUUCCUUCUCAGCUCUGGGUACGAUGGCGUGGUAAUUCUCUGGUCUUUGCCUGCGAUGAGAGUCCAGCAUCGGUACGAGGAUGGUGCCAACAAAGCUUUCGUGGCCGACAUCUCAUGGCUCACCAACAACAACUUUAUAACCACAUGGACGGACAAUCUGAUCCAUGUCUUUACUAGUUCGUCGACCAUACCAUUCCGGACGUUCCGUGGACAUACAGAUGAGAUCAACUCAGUACGUGGCUCUCCGGAUGGCAAGUAUAUCGCAUCUGUUUCGGACGAUUUAACCGUUCGCAUCUGGAACCUUGAGACUCUGAGGAUGGAAUUCAAAGAAGGAAGUCUACGACCGAUCGCAGGCAGUGUCGGAGGGAACAUGGGUCAAAACUGUAUCCACACCCUACGAGCCCAUAAGAGCUCGAUAACGAGUUGUCGAUGGCUCCAAGCAGAUUGGAUCUCAGGCUCAUCAUCGACGGAUGGUGUCAAGCGACUCGCAACAAUGAGCGACGGUGGGGAGCUUGGACCAGCUGUUUGUCUAUGGGACGCAGUAGCUGGUGUGCUACUAAAGUCGUUCAAUGAUCAUUCAGCUGUGACUUAUGGGCUCUGUUUCCAUCCAACUUUGCCCUAUAUGGCGACUGGUGCGAUGGACGGUCGGCUGUACAUUUACGAUCUCAAGACGCUUGAGAUGAUAUGGUCUUGGACGGACCGCACAGAGCCAUCGAGCAAAGUGGCAAUCUACGAGGUUGACUGGAGCAAUGACGGGAAGCGGCUGGCCGCUUGUCUCUCUAACGGUGCUGUCGCGGUUCUAGAUGUAACCAAUCUCGAAAAUUCGAGCUGA